AUGGCCGCUAAGGCAGCUCCGGACAUAAUCCAUCUCCACGAUAAUUUCACACUUCGAGAAAAGGGAGGAAUAUGGAAACCGGAUCGACACGAGAAAAUCUCUUUGCAGUCUUACGGUUAUGUGUUUGGUGAAACUAUCGGCGAGGGACCCAGGUCAAAGGUUAAAAAGGCGAUUCAUCAGCGGAUGAAUAAAACCGUUGCGAUCAAAAUCAUCAAGAAAAAUCGCUACAAGAAAGAGACAUUGGAAAAAUUUGUCACCAGAGAGAUUAGAUUGAAUCAGAAUCUACAACAUCCGGGAUUGCUUGACGUAUAUUCGGUAUAUAGUAGUAAUGAUUGUUACUACCUGGUCAUGGAGUACGCCCCGAAUGGAGAUCUCCUUACAUUCGUUAAUAAACUUGGUCGUUUGUCCGAACCAGACGCCCGCCGGAUCUUUAAGCAAAUACUGGACACUGUCAACUAUCUUCAUACAAAUGGCGUCUGUCAUCGCGAUAUCAAAUGCGAAAACAUCCUUCUCGAUCGAUUUUAUAAUAUCAAAUUAACUGAUUUUGGGUUUGCGCGCAUGUUUCCACAAGACCACUUCGUAGGUACAAGUUGUGGUUCUUAUGUGUAUACUGCACCGGAAGUGCUCACAGCAUCGUCGUAUGAUGCCGUCUUGGCUGACAUAUGGAGUAUGGGUGUUUGUCUGUAUGCGAUAUUGUGUGGUCAUCUGCCAUUCCGGGACGAUGAUUUAGCAGUGAUGCGCUUCGCCAUGCAAGAAAGGCUCCAAUUCCAUAAAUAUGUCUCUAGAGACUGUCGUGAACUACUGAGGGCGAUGCUUUCUUACGUUCCAAGAGGGAGACCUUCCAUCAACAAAAUAAUGAAGACUAAUUGGAUGUGUAAACCACUGAAAAAUGUUGGCGAAUCAUCCAUGUCGCACAUGUCUGUGGCAGCCGUGACCGACAUACAUGAAAACAAUAUGGAGUACAAUGUCUACGCUGAGCAUGGGUUUUCAUGUAAUCUACAUGACGAUGUUUACAGAGGAACUCGGGUUACCGAUGUUCUGCGUACCGUCGCGGAAAACCACAGUUCGGGGACCAGCUCGAUUGACCUGACCAAAAUAGAUAUUCCUAAAAAUAAGGCGUCCACAACUGCUAUGGUUACUGGAGUAGCAGGGCCAAUCGGAAGAAAGCUGAGUCAGCAAAUGGGAUUAGGCGAUUCAACCAAACGUUCACUAAAAUCAAGUGGUAACGUGUGGUCUCCCCUAGGCAAGAAAGAAGGUAAAAGGAAAGAAGAAGGUCAAAGGAAAUCUGCAUUCGGCAAGGCCGCUAAUGCGCUGGCGACAUUCAGGCGAGCAGCGAGAGUUGUAACGGCAGUAAAACGGUUUCAACGAAAACCACUGAACACGAUUCUGAACAUGCCACAAGACCAAGCCAUGGCGAAGAUAAUUCAUACUCGUGAAAAAUGUGCCUCAUACGAAAUCAAAGAUCUACAUUUUAGUCAAGCUGGCAAAGCGGCUACUUUGUCUGGGAGGAGAAGGAAGGAAAUCGCCUUAGAAGCACGACAGUCGGAAAUAUUGCGGCAAAAUGAAUUUCGAGCAACAGAGGAGCGACGCGGGCUGUUUGGACACACAUUGUCCAUUCUGACUCCCGGUUCUGAUGUUCAGAUCCUUGAGUUUUAG
Molecule: messenger RNA, 1656 nt
Organism: Ylistrum balloti
Lineage: Eukaryota; Metazoa; Mollusca; Bivalvia; Pectinida; Pectinidae
Exons: 8
Coding region: 1-1656 (551 amino acids)
Biological process (GO): intracellular signal transduction; protein phosphorylation
Cellular component (GO): cytoplasm
Molecular function (GO): protein serine/threonine kinase activity; ATP binding
Source: RefSeq, a predicted model, not a curated record